This is a messenger RNA of Hevea brasiliensis (rubber tree), 1413 nucleotides long. RefSeq lists its product as uncharacterized. Gene Ontology annotation, biological process: protein modification process. The record is from RefSeq and is a predicted model, not a curated record. Lineage: Eukaryota; Viridiplantae; Streptophyta; Magnoliopsida; Malpighiales; Euphorbiaceae. Gene Ontology annotation, cellular component: mitochondrion. The transcript has 5 exons. Bases 369 to 1172 code for a protein of 267 amino acids.
GGAAAGACGAGAACGACCGGCCCUCGGUGACAGUACCCAUCCAUUUCCUCUUAAGCUGGAAAAGCUCUAGCAAGUUUUGUAUCGUGGGAAAUUCGUUCAAACCAGAAAAGCCAACACCCAACUGUUCUAACCGAGCUCGCCGCCAAUUAUAGUUGAUAUUCACGCCGGAAAACAAGAGAGAGAAAGUAUCUUGGAAAGUAAAGGACGCGAUUUUUCCACUCCCAAUCCGGUUAAAACCCUGACGUUGCAGCGCAUUGGCCCUUUGGCAGGUCGUCAGGACAUCCAUAUCCGGCGUCGCCAACCCGUGUAGGUGGUAGCUUCAUGUCGCAUCGACAAGGGGGAAGUGCCUGAUCCAAUUGUCCUGCUUAAUGACCAUGUUACGUCAAGCAACAAAAGUGGGGCUUCCAUUUAUGAAUCUUGUCCGAUUCAAAGGAUUACCCAUAUUGGAGCAACUUCAUUUGGAGGAAAAGCUGCUCCGUACCUCUUCAGAUAAUUGGUGUAUUGUUAAUGAUGGAACAAAUGCCCCUGCUAUAGUCAUGGGAAUCUCCGGGAAGCCUUCUGAACUUAUUGAGAUUGGACCUGUGUUGCGAGAUCAUGUUCCUGUCAUCAAAAGGUUUAGUGGGGGUGGCACUGUUAUUGUUGAUAGCGGGACUAUUUUUGUCACUCUCAUAUGCAACAAGGAUGUUGUUCCGGGAGUGCAACCAUAUCCUCGUUCAAUCAUGUCUUGGAGUGGUCUGUUGUACAGUGAAGUGUUUCAAGGGAUUGAUGGUUUCCAACUGCGUGAGAAUGAUUACGUGUUUGGUGAUCACAAAUUUGGUGGAAAUGCUCAAUCUAUAAUCAAAAGUCGAUGGAUACACCACACCUCCUUUUUAUGGGAUUAUGACAGUAGGAACAUGGCAUACUUGAAGCUGCCUGCUCGGGCUCCUAAGUACAGAUCUGCAAGAAACCACGCUGAAUUUGUCUGUCGAAUGAAGGAAUAUAUGCCAAGAUCAAUUUUCAUAGAGAGAACCAUGAAGGCUCUUGAAUCCCAUUUCUCAGUGAAACCGGUAAACUUGGAUGCAGUUGUUGGAUCUCACUCAUCAGGAUAUGUUCACUCCACCAGGCUUCUCUCAAAGCAUGAACUCAAGGAUGCUGUGACGACUUUGCUAGAGAGCAGAGCUCUCAGUGGUUAAAUCUUUUGCGCCGAAACAAAAUUUCAUUUGCUGGGAACUGGAGAAGGGCCAUACACUGGAUAUAUGCCAAUUGUUAGUUGAGCCCAUUUAAAUUUUGUUUGGACCCAUUAAUUUUUUACUCCAUUAUUUUUGCAUUUGAGCAUAAUUCCUGCUCUUAUUACACCGAAUUUGAAUCUCAUGGUCACUGAAAACUCAAUGCAAAGCAUUUCAAUGGGACAAUUUUCUCUGAUUGUGAAAGAAA